Molecule: messenger RNA, 1371 nt
Organism: Phlebotomus argentipes
Lineage: Eukaryota; Metazoa; Arthropoda; Insecta; Diptera; Psychodidae
Exons: 3
Coding region: 67-1371 (434 amino acids)
Source: RefSeq, a predicted model, not a curated record
UCUUUUAUCAAAGUGUAUAAUGCUUUAGUCAUUCAUAGAGGGUUCAAUCGAACGCACGUUAGAACAAUGGUGUUUAUCAAAGUCUUGCUAAUUCUCCUAUCUUUGGCAACCAUUUCGCUGUGUCGUGACCUUUGUGAACCAGCCACAGCCGAGGAAGUUAACACCUUACUCAACAUCUGUCUCAACUCCCGGACGAAGACCGAAUCUGACUUCUUCCACUCCAAGCGAAGAAUUGCAACACUAAAUGACUCCGGAUACAUAAGCUUCCCGAAGUCAGACGAUUGUUCAGAGCUUCUUAGCAGCUUAGAUGGUCUGUUGCACGUCAUUCCCGAGAGUGAUUCUGAGCUGUUCAAGACGCUGAAGAAACAUGGACAUUGCUAUGCAGCUUUGGCGCGUGAAACUCCUGGAUUCUUGUGCUAUUCAGAAGGACAAACAGGAAAGGCGAUUCACACCUUCAAAGCCUUCGAAUGUUGUGACUUUCCGAAGAAGAACACAACGAAAUUGAUUUACUUCAUUCAAAGUCCAGUGUCUUAUGAAAUAACUGAAGUGAUGCAAGAUUCUGAAUUCCCAUCUGAUAAGAAUGCAUACAAAUAUAGCGAUUUGGGACAGUUUUCCCUCUGCAAUGAUGAAGAAAGUGAAAAGGACUUUAAUAUUUUCGUGAAUGAAACUAUUUUUACAAGACUCACUUUCAAAAAUUUCACAUUUUAUCCUCGUCUUUUCACCAAAUUUAAGGACAUUUAUCCUGACGCACAAUUGAAUCUAGAGACCAAACUUUUCUUGAGAAACGACAAUGACAACAAUAUUUCACUAAUCAUUGAUCCAAACGCUGAUUCAAUUCACUUCAAGACAGUAAUUCAGCAUAAAAUCACCAGCGCCUUUCGUAUUCCACCAAAUCAUUGUGGCACAGGAACUGUAAAGGGUUUAAGAAAGCAGUUGAAAAUCCCAUUAAAAGCCUCUAUUCGGAUCAAUUUUGCCCAUGUCAACAACUCUAGAGUUCACAAGGAUAUUGAAAAGCAAUUAUUGAAACACGAAGUGCGUUUUACAGAAUUCACGUGGGAAAAUGUGAAAAUCACUGGUUAUCGUGAUGAUUUUAUCUUUAUCUCACGGGAAUUGAUUUACAUCCUUGAAAUAUGUCUGGCUGUAAUCCUUCUGCUCACUGUUCUUGUCAUAAUUGCUAUGAAAGUGAUGAAAAGUCACAAGAAACUGAACAGACAAUCGUUUGUGUCGCGUGAGUCUCAAUUUCAAGAUCAAUUCCAGUCGAGACUCAAUUCCUUUGCUGAUUUGGCGGAACAACAAGCUGAAAUCCUGGGGGAAAAGCUGAGAAAUGGCGUAACUCGCGCUUCAGCCUGGAUUUACAUGAAGCUGAUGUGA